This is a messenger RNA of Oryzias latipes (Japanese medaka), 1156 nucleotides long. Its product is annotated as ras guanyl-releasing protein 3-like. Lineage: Eukaryota; Metazoa; Chordata; Actinopteri; Beloniformes; Adrianichthyidae. The record is from RefSeq and is a predicted model, not a curated record.
UAUAUAAACCUUCUGUGUGGCUUCAUGUUGUUUCUAAAAUGUCAUAUUUCCUGUUUUGAAGGUUGAAACCCAACAACAAUCUGCUUCAUCUGUGUUUGUGUUGCAGACUGUGGUGUGAACUGUCAUAAACAAUGCCGGGAGCUGCUGGUUCUGGCCUGCAGGAAACUGAUUCGCUCCGGAUCCAUGAGCAGCGUCUCCCCGGCCAGACUGAGUCACAGCUCGCUGCCCAGCAGCCCCUCACUGCCCACAUGUAAAGAUGAUGACGAUGUGUUCGAGUUCCCGGCUGUUGCUACAGGUCCAGCUUUGGACACCCCGUCCCAACCGUCUAUCACCCUGAUGACCGGCUCAGCUCAGAGAAUUUCUGUGCGCCUGCAGAGGGCCACCAUCACCCAGGCCACCCAGACCGAGCCUCUGUGGCCUGAGCUCAGCUGGGGGGGCACAGAGAACGGCUCGCACACUUUUCCUAAAAUGAAAUACAGAACUCACAGAAAAGCAUCUAAAAGUAAAGGGUUAGCCUGCUGGGAAAACCUGAAAGUGCAGCACCGACCCGUUUCCUCUGAAUGCAGCUCAGAGUCCACCCAGAAUGGGGCGCCACACCUAAGGAAGGACAGCUGACUUAGCUGCAACAAGAGCAGAUUCUGCAUGACCGCAACCAGAACAAGGAGGCUCUUCUCACUUGGGAAGGCUCUAAGCUGCUGGAAAUCGGCCUUCAAUGACCUCAGGUUACUUAGUAGACGUGGUGGACAUGCAGCUCGGUGGUUAACGAACGACUGCUGUAAGGAACUCAGAUGAACCAGUGCAAAACAAAGACUCCAGUCUUGAGUUUGAUGCAACAAUCAAACAGGAUGCAUAUGUGCACGAGGUCCAGCUGAGAGAAUCGGCUCCAACAGGACAAAGUUUUAACGCUUGGAUGAGAGGUGAAAGUGGUAAAAAAGGGGACUUGAACAAAAACGUUGUUCCAGCAGUCAAAUGAGCAAAGUUUAUUGUAAAUAUUUCCAUGUUGAGCUGACACAGGGGAAACAUCAAUAAAAAGUGCAGCAAAUUAAAAGGUUUAUAGUCUUAUAGUUUACUGGGAAACUACAGCAGAGAUUAUCAGGGAAACAGGUAGGAAGGUGCUAGGUGUGUCAUCUGGAAAGAGGAAAGACGGUAAAGACAC